Strongyloides ratti is the source of this 1143-nucleotide messenger RNA. RefSeq names its product Zinc finger, C2H2 domain and Zinc finger C2H2-type/integrase DNA-binding domain and Zinc finger, C2H2-like domain-containing protein. Lineage: Eukaryota; Metazoa; Nematoda; Chromadorea; Rhabditida; Strongyloididae. Gene Ontology annotation, cellular component: nucleus. Bases 1 to 1143 code for a protein of 380 amino acids. The record is from RefSeq and is a predicted model, not a curated record. Gene Ontology annotation, biological process: regulation of transcription by RNA polymerase II. The transcript is spliced from 3 exons. Gene Ontology annotation, molecular function: DNA-binding transcription factor activity, RNA polymerase II-specific; RNA polymerase II transcription regulatory region sequence-specific DNA binding.
AUGGGAAAACAAUUCAAUUAUACACUCAAAAUGUGCACUUUCAAUGACUCUGGAUUAGAUAACAAUUCAGUAUUCUCAGAAAUGGGAUUUGCCACUGAGGACAUAAAAAUCAACAAAGCUAAAUCAGAAUUGGAACUUAUAAAGAAUAUAUUAAAAAAUUCUUUUUGUGAUGCUAGUGAUGUAGUUGCAGAAAGCUCUAAAGCUGUUGACAACUUAUCUUCUAGUAUUUCUAAGGCUGAGGAAUUAACAAGUGGUUUUUAUGAGCAAGUUCAGGAAAUCCAAAGUGUUUUGAAUGGUUUCUGUUUGCGACGGGACGGGGGAACAAUAGGGACAGGAGAAACUCAUCAUCGUUAUAAAUGUACAGAAUGUGAUGAUACAUUCCCUUACCCAAAUCUUCUUGAUAUUCAUAUGAAACUUCAUAAGAAAAGAUACGCCUGUGAUAUUUGUGGUAAAAAAUAUCAGAAGUUAACUUUUUUGGAUAAACAUAAAUUAUAUGGGCACAAAAAGACUUAUGAUUGCAGAUAUUGUACUAGAGUUUUUGCAACUUAUCAAUCACUAAGAGUUCACGAAAACCUUGAACAUGAGAAUCCUAGAAAGUCCAAAUCCAUAAAAAAUGGUUGUCCAAAUUGUGAAUUAGAUUUUGGUUCACCCGAAGAUUUGGAGAAACACUUAAAAGUAUGUGCGAAGGUAUACGUUAGAGCUUCUUAUUCGGCUGGACCAUCUCCAGCUUAUCAGCCAAUUAUCUCACCAGCUCUCAGCGUACGAUCUCUUCCAAAUAUUAGCAAAUUAACUCCAAUAGACAAUGUCGCAUCACCAGGAAUUGGGAAAUUGCCAUCUUCACCUCAAAUUACACUUACUAAAAUGGAUACAACAUGUCCUUUUUGCAGCCGAGAACCUUUUGCCGCAACAACAUCAAGAGAUAGACACAUUAAAAGGUUCCAUCCAAAUAUGAUUCAUUUUUUGACGAAUACCAAUUUUCACAACACAAAAAGCUCCUGGGCAAAGGAACCAAAAUUGGAACAUGUGUGUACUUAUUGUGGCAGAAGCUUUUCUGAACUUAAAAAACUUCAUUACCAUGAAGCUGGUCACAGAAAGAAUGAGGAUGACAGUCAAAUGGAUCUUGGUCAGGAGUUUAUUUUUUAA